Molecule: messenger RNA, 3424 nt
Organism: Camponotus floridanus (Florida carpenter ant)
Lineage: Eukaryota; Metazoa; Arthropoda; Insecta; Hymenoptera; Formicidae
Gene: dor
Product: vacuolar protein sorting-associated protein 18 homolog
Exons: 20
Coding region: 206-3214 (1002 amino acids)
Biological process (GO): endosome to lysosome transport; lysosome organization; organelle fusion
Cellular component (GO): endosome; HOPS complex
Molecular function (GO): protein-macromolecule adaptor activity
Source: RefSeq, a predicted model, not a curated record
CUUUCAUAUACGUGAUAUCGUAUCGACAGUAUAGAUUUUUCAACAUGCAAUGUCGAGAUAAAUUAACAAAAUUUUGCAAUAGCUUAUGAAUGGCAACAAUAGUUAUAAAAUUGUGUUUAGUGCGUGAAAAUUACAUAUUAUUUGAGCUAAUUAAAAAAAACAAUAACGAAUAUACAGUGUUUUAAAAGUUUAUUUAGUAAUCAAGAUGACAUCAAUGUUUGAUCAGUAUGAGCAGGCUUCUCAGCGUUCCAAGCAAGUGGUUGCACCACCGAUUCGUCCGGACAUUAGCACUGCAGGUUUUAUACAAAUGAAGCUGCAGGAUGAUGGGCCAAUAUUCACUAAGCAGAAAGUUAACUUUUUGCCAUCUGAUAAAAUUCUUCAUUUGGCUGUUAGUAACAACAUAUCUGUGAUUGCUAUGGCUAACAAUAUCUUGUUGCGCAUUGAUAUGAAAAAACAAUCAGAAUCUGACAAAAUUGAAGAAAUUGACAUAUCCAAAUAUGCAUUGAGCAUGAAAAUAUCUGGCUUGUUUCUGGAUCCAUCGGGUUAUCACCUGCUGAUAACUCUAGUGCCAAGACAUGGAGAUAAUCCACCAGCAGAGAUAUACUACUUGCAUAGGAACGCAACAAAACUCAAACAGGCUGGCAAGUUCAAGGGUCAUGAAAUCACUGCUGUGGGCUGGAACUUUUCUAAAACGUCAAAAACAACUUCUGGUCCAAUUUUACUGGGCACUUCUAAGGGUCUAAUUUUUGAAACAGAAAUUGGAUUGGAGAAUGAUAAGAUAUUUAAUACAAGUUUGGAACAAUAUUGGCGCCAGCUUCCAAAUUACCUGCCUCUUUAUGGAACAAAAGAGGUAGGAGGAUUGGUAUUUGACUUAGGAAAAAAUAGUAAGCCUCCAAUCACUGGAAUAGAAUUUCAUAAAAUACCUAACUCGGACAAAUAUGUGAUUAUUGUAACCACUCUUAUGCGCAUUUAUCAAUACAUUGGUGCUAUUAGUAAUCCCGAAGAGAAACCUCUCUUGCAGCAAGUGUUUUAUAAAUAUCUUAAUGCACAAGAGAGUUUUAGCGAAGUAAUAAAUUCUUUGUCAUAUUCGAAAAUGCAAUUUUACUAUCCAUCUUUGGAUGUUUUACCAAAAUCGUUUGGAUGGUUGACAGAAACUGGUAUCCUAUAUGCCCAGGUAGACCCGAAAUCUGAUACGAAUAUACUGAUUAAUCAGCAAAUGUUGACGUGCCCGGAAACGAGUCUUAUGGGCAGUAAUGUUUCGCAAACCACUUCGCUACCAUUGUCUUUUGUAUUGACGGAAUUCCACGCAUUACUGUUAUAUCCAGAUCGCGUAAAGAGUAUAUCGCUUCUGAAUCAAGAGUUGAUAUUUGAGGACAUUUACAAUGAUGCGGUCGGCAAAUUAAUUGGCAUCACUAAGGAUCCUGCGACGAAAUCGAUUUGGGCUUAUAGUGAGCAAGCCGUCUUUAAAUACAAAGUAACGAAAGAAGAUAGAAAUGUUUGGCAGGUGUACAUUGAAAAGGGUGAGUUUGAACUGGCCAAGCAAUAUUGUAAAGAUAAUCCGGCACACAUUGAUCAAGUACUAAUCAAACAAGCGGAAAUGCUUUUCAAAAACAAAGAAUAUGAGAAGAGUGCUUUAAUAUAUGCUGACACUCACUCUUCCUUUGAAGAGAUCUCAUUGAAGUUUUUGCAGGAAUGGCAAAUUGAAGCAUUGAAAACAUUUUUGUGCAAGAAACUUGAUGGUUUAAAGACGCAAGACAAGACACAGAUAACAAUGAUUGUAAUUUGGGUGACGGAAUUAUUUAUGAACCAAAUGGGAGCCUUGCGCAGUAGCAACACAGCCUAUCUUCAUGAUUCACAGUAUAUGGAGUUGCAGAAACAAUUUGAUAGCUUUCUCGCUAUUCCCAAAGUCGAGGAAUGCAUAAAGAGAAAUCGUAGUACGAUAUACGAUUUGAUGGCCAGUCAUGGCGACAAGGACAAUCUGAUACGUCUUACGAUAAUGCACUGCAAUUACGAGGAAGUGAUUCGACAACAUCUGUACAAGAAUAAUUAUCUGGAGGCACUUGGGGUACUAAAAAGUCAGAACAAUAAAGAUCUCUUCUAUCGAUUCGCGGGGAUAUUGUUACAAGAAUUGCCGCGGCCUACGGUAGCUGUUUUAAUCUCACAAGGAUCAUCGUUGAAGCCGGCGAAGCUUCUGCCAGCCUUAGUCUCGUGCAACAGUGAUGAGAAGCAUGCAAAAGAAAUUAUUAAGUACUUGGAGUUUUGCGUGUAUAAACAGGGCUCGCAGGAACAAGCAAUUCACAAUUUCCUCUUAUCAUUGUACGCUCGUUAUAAGCAAGACGAAGUCAUGCGAUAUAUAAGUUCUCAAGGUCAGGAUAUCAGUAUGGUACACUACGACGUGCAUUACGCGUUACGAUUGUGUCAGGAAGUAGGCUUGACGGAAGCCUGUGUACAAUUGUCGGCAUUACUCGGCUUGUGGGCUACUGCUGUAGAUCUCGCGCUUACGAUCAGCGUGGAUAUCGCUAAGCAGAUCGCUGCCAUGCCUUCUGAUCAUGAUGACGAACUAAGAAAGAAACUGUGGUUAAAAAUAGCGGAGCAUGUGGUACGAGAAAAAGAUGAUAUACAGCAAGCAAUGAAAUUUUUGCAGCACUGCGAUUUAGUUAGGAUAGAAGAUAUUUUGCCUUUCUUCUCCGAUUUCGUCACAAUUGAUCAUUUCAAGGAAGCUAUCUGCAAUUCUCUACAGGAAUAUAAUCAGCAUAUUCAAGAUCUUAAAGAGGAAAUGCAAGAAGCCACAAAGGCAGCAGAGCUAAUCAGGAAGGAUAUUCAAGCCUUUAGAACCAGAUGUACCUUUGUGCAUGCAAGAGACACGUGCAAUACAUGUGAAGUACAAUUGCUAUUGCGACCUUUCUACGUGUUUCCCUGUGGUCAUAAAUUUCACAGUGAUUGUUUAGUAGCGGCGUUAACGCCGAUGUUAUCUAUGGAUCAAAGAACGAAGCUGGCGGAUCUUCAGCGACAGCUAACUGCAAUCUCAAAUCGACCUGAAGACACUACAUCGAUGACAUCUGUGUCUUUGUCUACGAGAGAUCAAAUCAAAGCCGAUAUUGAUGAAUUGGUUGCUUCGGAAUGUCUCUACUGUGGAGAACUUAUGAUAGAGUCAAUAGACAAACCAUUCAUCGAGGAGGGAGAUUACGAACGCGUGAUGAAAGAGUGGACAUGAUGAAGCUUCUGUGCAGAAUUUGAUUUAUUGCCGUAAACAUAGUAGCGUAAAAGUUUGCUGGCCCAUUCUAAACCACAGCUGUCGAUUCCAAUCCUGGUGGAUUUGACGAUCUUAAAAUCCCCCGCUGCACCAUCAUCUUCGAUCCACAGACCUUUCCAUGUACAAAGAGAAUAUCUACUGUGUUCCUUGUUAAUCUGAUAUGCCAUGCAG